This is a messenger RNA of Paramuricea clavata, 1169 nucleotides long. The record is from the annotation of a GenBank genome assembly. NCBI's taxonomy places the organism in Eukaryota, Metazoa, Cnidaria, Anthozoa, Malacalcyonacea, Plexauridae.
AUGUUAAGAAUUUUGUAUUUCAUUUUUCUUUUGGCUGAAUGUUUCCAAAGAAAUUUAGCUGAUGUGGCGAACGGUAAUAUUAAUAUUUUUACAUUAAAUACUUUCAAUGCAAUGGAUACUAAUUACAAUACAUUUUAUUCUCUACGUUUCACAUAUAUUUUAACAGUCGUCUUGAUGAGAAUGCCACAUCGAGGCAGGACAUUUAAACUGGCAAAUAUUUAAUUUUUUAUUACGUUUUUUAAAAUUUUUAAGUUUAUUAUUUUUUAAGUUAACCUGCCAUCAAAUUUAUAAUGUAUCUCUAUAACUUCACAAAUUGUUAUUAAGGGUAUAACGUUAGAUUAGGAUGCUGAGCUCUAUAUUAACUGGAGUAACAAUUGCAUUCAGUAAGCGUUAAGAAGAUGGGGCCGGUUGUUCAAAGCCGGGUGGAUUAGCGCUAACCCCUGGGUUAAAAUUCAACCUGCUGUUUCAAUUUCUGUUUUAAAUCUAUUUCUGUUUUGUAUUUUUUAUUUCAAAACUUCAGAGAAGAAAACUCCUACUGAUCCAAACAAUAUUUUUGAAAAAUAUUUCCAAAUUUAUAACCAAGCUGUUGGAAAGUUUGGUUUGAAUUUUACGUUAACCUGGGGUUGGGCAAUCUGAAUUAAUUAAUUAAUCAAUUAAUUAAUCAAUGAAUUAAUCAAACUUAAUUUGGGGUUGGUUAAUCUGGUUUCGAACAACCAGGCCCUGGUUAAAUUCAGAAAUAUUUUCACUGACUAGACAAGACUACUACAUAUAAUGAGAAGAAUGAACAUUAUCUUCUCACUCUGAUAACUGCAGGUUGACCAACAUCUGGCGCACGAUAAUGCUUCGUGAAACUCAUUUAAUAUAAUGAAGUUAACUGUGUGUUUUCAGACGAGGAUUCACUGAAGAUGCCAGCAUACAAAGUCGCUCGAGCUGGACAUUAUCCAAUGGUUUACGAUCGCGUCACAGGGAUACCCUGGCCAUGUGAUCCGUUUGGAGAAGAACCCAAGGACCCGGAUGCAGAAAAAGACCCAUCAUUUAUCAAACUAACCAAAUGCCCAGAGGAAGAAAAGAAGGCACAGAAAGUGAAGAAAUCCAAGAGACUUGUUAGAAAUGCAGGACUUGGGUCUCACUCCAAUACUUGGAAGAAAUUUUUGAAAACAUUCACAUAG